This is a messenger RNA of Penicillium taxi, 975 nucleotides long. Its product is annotated as FAD synthase. NCBI's taxonomy places the organism in Eukaryota, Fungi, Ascomycota, Eurotiomycetes, Eurotiales, Aspergillaceae. The transcript has a single exon. Gene Ontology annotation, molecular function: FMN adenylyltransferase activity. The record is from RefSeq and is a predicted model, not a curated record. Gene Ontology annotation, biological process: FAD biosynthetic process. Bases 1 to 975 code for a protein of 324 amino acids.
AUGGUCGAGCAAGUCAUACCGGAUGGACAUCCUGCAUUGCUAGCCCACCGGGAAACGCGGUCCACGCAUGCGCAGGACCAUUUGCGCCCCUUUGCACCGGUAUCAGGCCAACGCGGGGUCGACGACGCCCCCGCUGUAUAUACCACACACGCGACAGAUCAGCAACAGCAAAAUGGCGAACAACCAGACGAGCCCAUCCCUGCAUUACCCAUUGUGAUCGCGCGCAUCCACGCUCGCGUGCAGGCUUUCCUGGCCGAGUCGCACCCGCCCGGCUCACUGCUCGCCGCCGUACAGCAGCAAACUCGCACUUCGCUGGAAGUUGUUGCAACUGCGUUGCAGCGGUAUAAGAUUUCAGAGCUUUCGCUGUCAUAUAAUGGUGGAAAGGACUGUCUUGUUUUGUUGAUUCUGUUCUUGGCGGGAUUGCAUCCGUAUACGAAUCAUGAACAGACAGAAAAAGGGACGUCAGAAUCAGAAUCAGAAUUAGAAUCAGAAUCACCCGUUAUACCAUCCAUCUACGCUCUCCCGCCAGAUCCUUUCCCCGCCGUCGAAGACUUCGUUCUCACCUCCGCAGAAGCCUAUCACCUCUCCAUCACUAAAUAUACCACCGCACCACCAACUUCCACGCUCCGCUCCAGCUUCGAAGAUUACCUGGCGCUACACCCGGGGAUCAAAGCGAUAUUCGUGGGUACGCGCCGAACCGACCCGCACGGUGCGCAAUUGACGCAUUUCGACCGUACCGAUCACGGGUGGCCGGAUUUCAUGCGCAUACACCCCGUCAUUGACUGGCAAUAUACGGAGAUCUGGUCUUUCAUUCGACAUCUAGGGUUGACGUACUGCUCGCUCUAUGAUGAUGGGUACACCAGUCUUGGUGGGACGUCAGAUACUCUUCCGAACCCGCGGCUACAGAAAGGGGAGGGUUAUUUGCCGGCUUAUGAGUUGACGCAUGCUUUGGAAGAGAGACUUGGGCGUAACUGA